AUGCCUAUUCUCUCCAGAGGCAGUGACCAAGACUAUAGCAACAUCAGCUACAACUCCUGCAAUUCCUUGAGCCACUUCUUUCCCAUCUGUGUGGAAACCCCUUCUGUCAAGGGGGUCCAUUACCAGAGAGCCAGGAGGAUUUACCACCCGGACCAAGCAUCUGCAGCCGAUCUAAAGACAGAGAUCAUGAUCAACGUAGGAGGCAUCAAGUACCUACUGCCUUGGAGUACUUUAGAUGAGUUUCCCCUGACCAGACUGAGCAAACUAAAGCUUUGCAGCAGCUACGAAGAAAUCAUCCAGCUGUGCGACGAUUACGAUGAAGACACCCACGAGUUCUUCUUUGACAGGAACCCCAACGCGUUUGGGAUGAUUGUCAGCUUCCUAGCAGCAGGGAAGCUGAUGCUCUUGAGAGACAUGUGUGCCUUGUCUUUCCAGGAGGAGCUGAGGUACUGGGGCAUUGAGGAAUCCAACCUGGAGAACUGCUGCUUUCGGAAACUGUUCCAGAAACUGCAGGAGCUGGCCGAGAUCCGCAAGGAAGAGGAGCUCCGGAGGAGCAAGGAAGCUUCGUGCGUCUUGGAUGAGAAAACCAGAUUUGGGCAGUUCAUGAACAGACUCCGAGAUAUGGUGGAAAAUCCCCAGUCAGGACUGCCAGGCAAAGUCUUUGCUUGUCUCUCCAUCCUCUUUGUGGCCACCACAGCUGUCAGCCUUUGUGUGAGCACAAUGCCAGACUUAAGAGCUGAAGAGGACAGGGGUGAGUGUUCCCAGAAGUGCUAUUACAUCUUCGUCAUCGAGACCAUCUGCGUGGCUUGGUUCUCCCUGGAGUUCUGCCUGCGGUUCAUCCAGGCCAGGAGCAAGUGUCAGUUCUUCAAAGGACCCCUGAACAUCAUUGACUUCAUGGCCAUUUCCCCUUACUACGUCUCCCUCAUCUUCUCCGAGGACGACUCCAGAGAGGAGGAGGACAGGCCGAGCAGCAACACCUACCUGGAGAAGGUGGGCUUGGUGCUACGGGUUUUACGUGCCUUGAGGAUCCUGUACGUCAUGCGCCUUGCCCGGCACUCCCUGGGGCUGCAGACGCUGGGCCUCACCGUGCGCAAGUGCACGCGGGAAUUCGGGCUGCUGCUGCUCUUCCUGUGCGUGGCCGUCACCCUCUUCUCCCCGCUGGUGUACCUGGCCGAGAACGAGUCGGGCAGGGUGCUGGAGUUCACCAGCAUCCCCGCCUCCUACUGGUGGGCCAUCAUCUCCAUGACCACCGUGGGCUACGGGGACAUGGUGCCGCGGAGCGUGCCGGGCCAGAUGGUGGCUCUCAGCAGCAUCCUCAGCGGGAUCCUCAUCAUGUCCUUCCCCGCAACCUCGAUAUUCCACACCUUCUCCCACUCCUACUCCGAGCUGCGCAAGGAGCACGAGCGGCUGCAGUCGCGGCUGAGCCGAGCGAAGAACGCCAAUCGCUCCGGGGAGAGCGACACCUUCAACGAGACUGACAGCCUGAUCCUGGACGGCCAGGUGUCCCCCAUCAAACACAUCCCCACAGGGAACUGA
Messenger RNA from Pseudopodoces humilis (Tibetan ground-tit), 1536 nucleotides. It is a transcript of the gene KCNG4, whose product is annotated as potassium voltage-gated channel modifier subfamily G member 4. NCBI's taxonomy places the organism in Eukaryota, Metazoa, Chordata, Aves, Passeriformes, Paridae. Gene Ontology annotation, cellular component: membrane; voltage-gated potassium channel complex. Gene Ontology annotation, biological process: action potential; potassium ion transmembrane transport; protein homooligomerization. The record is from RefSeq and is a predicted model, not a curated record. Gene Ontology annotation, molecular function: delayed rectifier potassium channel activity.